This is a messenger RNA of Enterobius vermicularis (human pinworm), 666 nucleotides long. Lineage: Eukaryota; Metazoa; Nematoda; Chromadorea; Rhabditida; Oxyuridae. The record is from the annotation of a GenBank genome assembly.
AUGGCGAAAAGCGUAACAAAAGCGGCAGAGAAUAUUACGUUCAGUGACGGUUUUUUGGUAGGCGUUCAUGUACGCCGUACUGAUAAACUAAUUAGAGAAGCCAAGUAUCACCCGCUUGAAGACUAUAUGAAACGAGCUGAAGAGUGGUUUCAAAUUCAGGAGCGUCGGCUUCACAUUUCUAUUCAACGGAAAAUUUAUUUAGCGACUGACGAAACUACAGUUAUUGAUGAAGCAUUUGAAAAGUAUCCAAAUUAUCAAAUCUUUGCAAAUAAAGUCAGAUCUUUUCACGCCAAAGUUGAAACCAGAUACACAGAAGAGUCCAUCGAGAGUGCAGUGAUAGAUAUUUAUAUGUUGUCAAGAUGUAAUCACUUGGUUUGCACGCUAAGCUCUGGAGUUUGUCGCCUUGCCUAUGAGUUAAUGCAGUCGCAGUCCUUUACGACCGGAGACGUUGUUACUUCUUUAGACGAUGACACUUACUCAAGAGUACAAGUGGCUGUGUACAAGCACAAGGCUCAGUCUGAGCAAGAAAUUGACUUUGAUGCUGGAGAUCAGUUGACGUAUUUCACCAACCACUGGAAUGGCUAUACCUACGGUAGAAAUUGGAGAACCGAUCGUACCGGUAUAUAUCCGUCUUAUAAAGUUCGAGACAAGUGGAAUACGUACUAA